AUGGAGUUCCAGCAGCGAGUGAUAGAUGCAUGGGAGAGUCAUGGACCAAGUGCAAGAGAUGAAUUCAGAGAAGCACACCGACUUCUUGAACAGCUUAAGAAGAAGGCUCGUGGUUCAUCAUCAGACGAGGUUCCUACAAAGGCUUUGCUUCUGCCUCGAAUUAGUGAAGUUUCCAGUAUCUGGAACUCUAGACCUAAUGCUCAAAGACCGAAAUCUUCAUACCCUUGUGGACAUAUCGCCUCAUUUUGUCCACCAGACAGAAAAAUCAAACAGAAAUCCGAAAUGGAAGAAGCUUUCGCGUCUGCACAGACACUCGAAGAGAUCUUCCAAGCUUUUGAAGACAUGGCAUCUGCUUUUGAUGAGGAGGACUUAUGUCUAGCUUUCUUGAAAGCAAGCCUUAAUCUGAACCAAGAAGGUGAGGACCAUGAGAAAGGUCUGUAUGAGAGAGUUCUGGAUUUUGGAAAUAGAGCUUUGAAGAUCUUGGAAAGUAGCAAUAAAGCUCCUCUACCAGUUGCCGUGAAUUUACAUGUGAUGGGUGCUGCUAGCUACCUCCUGAAGAGGUAUAAUGACAGCUUAGGGUAUCUAAAUAGAGCUAAUAGGAUACUGAUAAAGUUGGAAGAAGAUGGUGUCAAUGUUGAUAAUGUCAGGCAUGUUCUUUAUGCGCUUCUGCAUGAAUUGUACAAAACGAACACUGCAAUGGGAAGAAGCGAGGAAGCUAUUGUCAAUCUUGAAAGGGCUUUGGAAUUGCAAGAGAAAGCUCUAGGGCCAGAAUGCAAGGAGGUUGGCAUGUUGAAUCGGAAUUUAGCACAAGACUAUGUGGCAAUUAUGAAUUUUAAAGAUGCUUUGCCUUUUUGUUUGAAGGCACUUGAGAUACAUGAGGCUCAACUAGGGAACAAUUCAGUGGAGGUUGCACAUGAUAGGCGUAUCCUGGGGCUUAUCUACAGUGGGUUGGAGGAGCAUGAGAAGGCAACAGAGCAAAAUGAACUCUCAAAGGAGGUUCUAAAGAAUCAGGGUCUUCAUAAAGAUCAACUUAGUGCAGAAAUUGGUGCUGCCGGUAUGCAGAUUGCAUUGGGGAGGUAUAAUGAGGCACUUAAUAGUCUGAAAGAUAUUAUUCAACGGACAGACGAAGAGAAUGAAACUCCAGCUACUGUGUUCCUUUUAAUGGCAAAAGUCUUGUGUAAUCAGGAGAAGUUUGCUGAUUCAAAGAGGUACCUUGAAAAAGCAUGUGGAAUUCUUGACAAGAAAAAUAUUUUUUCCUCUGAAUUAGUUGAAGAUGUGGCUUUCUCUAAAUUAGUUGUUGUGUCUUACAUGGAGAUUUCAAUGCUCUAUGAGACAAUGAAUGAGUUUGAAACUGCAAUUUCACCACUAGAAAAAUGUCUGGCCAUAGUUGAGAAGAUUCCAAAACUACAACCCUCAAAAUGGUGUGUUUCUGCAAGAAUAGGUCGGUUACUUCUGUUGACAGGGAAGACAAUGCAGGCGAUACCAUACUUAGAAAGUGCAUCAGAAAUUUCGCAGAAGUGCUUUGGAACAAAGUACAUUGAAGUGGGGUAUAACUACAACAAUUUGGGUGCAGCAUAUUUGGAGUUGGACAAGCCUCAGUCUGCUGCACAGAUGUUUUCUGUUGCCAAGGACAUCAUGGAUGCGUCACUUGGCCCUCAUCACGCUGAUUCGAUUGAAGCAUGUCAGAACCUUUCAAAAGCUUAUGGUGCCAUGGGGAGCUAUACACUUGCAAUGGAGUUCCAGCAGCGAAUGAUUGAUGAAUGGGAGAGUCAUGGACCAAGUGCAGGAGAUGAAUUUAAAGAAGCACAACGACUUCUUGAACAGCUUAAGAAGAAGGUUUAUGGUUCAUCAUCAGAUGAAAUUCCUACAAAGGCUUUGCUUCUGCCUCGAAUCAGUGAAGUUUCCGGUAUUCGGAACUCUAGACCUAAUGCUCAAACAGAGUGCUUCGAUGAUGAUGAUGGCGUUGGCCGCAGCGAAUUCUCCCCUAAACCACGCAAUACUGGCGUCCCUUGCGAACGUCUCCGAAGGUAUCUGUGGUGCUUGGGGGUGGGAGCAGAAGUCAAAGGCGGGACAGGGAUAAGUGGUGGGGGUGCAAGAGUUGCAGGAAUGGGGCGCCGAACAGUAUCAGUCAAUGGAUUAGGGAGGAAGUUACCAUCAAAUGGAAAGAAUGAUAUGGUGAAUCAGCUCUUCAAAAAUCAGGUUCAAUUGAUGGCUGGAACUGCAGUUGCAAAACUUCCCUAA
This is a messenger RNA of Telopea speciosissima, 2241 nucleotides long. RefSeq names its product protein KINESIN LIGHT CHAIN-RELATED 1-like. Lineage: Eukaryota; Viridiplantae; Streptophyta; Magnoliopsida; Proteales; Proteaceae. The record is from RefSeq and is a predicted model, not a curated record. The coding region runs from base 1 to 2241 and encodes 746 amino acids. The transcript has 5 exons. Gene Ontology annotation, molecular function: protein binding.